Molecule: messenger RNA, 8669 nt
Organism: Onychostoma macrolepis
Lineage: Eukaryota; Metazoa; Chordata; Actinopteri; Cypriniformes; Cyprinidae
Gene: tns1a
Product: tensin 1a
Exons: 34
Coding region: 2299-7275 (1658 amino acids)
Biological process (GO): fibroblast migration
Molecular function (GO): protein binding
Source: RefSeq, a predicted model, not a curated record
AGGCCUACUGAGUUGUACACUAUUAAAGCACUCAUGCAAAUAAGUGUGUUUAGAGAGACCCUUGCGCUAAAAUGGCCAAGGUACUAGAUUUUGUCAAUGGACCUGAAACAUUAUUACUUAUGUCAAUAACCUUGCCUUUUAUGUAAGUGUACUUGGGCUGCGACUGUAUGCCUUCCAUGCAUACAGAAUUCCUGGGUCUCGCCCAUUGGACCACCUUCCCAGAAUACUGCCAAUGAACGUUCCUACGCACUGGCCUCAACACCACCACAUGUGUGCAGUUGUCCGGGGUGGGCCAUCGAGAGAGCUUUGCUGAGUACGUGGAGUGGGUGUUGGUUUCAUGCGGUUUGUCCAUGACUGUCGGAUCAGAGGACGACAACACCAGCCCAACUCUGGACCCAGAGCCCAGCCCACCAUCACCCCGCUUGCGCAGAGCAGCAGCUAGAUCCCACCGCAGAUGGGGAGCCAAAGCCCGCCGUGACCAACUAGUCAUUGCCAGAGAGAACGACAGAGCUGAGGAUCACUCCAGAGCUAGAGCCUCACACGACGUCUGACCAGAUGCGAGAGCCGGCAACAAUGCUCAACAGUGGAUAAGACAGCGAGGGCGCAGAGGAAAGCCCCACUCACUCAACCACCAUUGAGUGUGAGCUGAGGCAGGACUCAAGAGACUUAAUAGACUGUUAUUCUAAUAUACUCUGUCUUCUUCUGUCAUCAUCUGAACUCUCUGCCUGCCCUAUUAUGGCCAAGGAGGCCAUUUCAGGAUUACCUGUCCCAUCACGACCAUGGAGGUCAGUUUUGAACUGUCUGUCUGCGUGGAACUGUCUGUUUGUCCUGUCACAACCAUUGAGGUCGGUUUUGAACUGUUUGUCUGCCCUGAACUGUCUGUCUGUCCUACCAUGACAACAGAGGUUGUUCCCCUAUCCACUGCGCUCCGGGUAUUGGGAGUCAUGAUCUGGUGUGUGUGGGCAGCACACACCAUCCCGGAACCCUCUAUCUGUCAUGAUUUAACACCCAUCCUCCUGAAAAGGUAGGCAAAGGAACAAAGGAAACAGGAACUAAACACAGGAAGUAUGAGAACACAGGAACAAUAAGAACUGAGAAACAUCUCAACAAAAAAGUCCUAAACACAAGACAGGGGAACACAAAUCUGGGAUUGUGACAGCAAGUUUGAAUAAAUCUGUCAUGAAAACAAGUCAGUAUAAUAUUAUUAUUAUAUUAGGGGGUACUAAAAAAAAUAUUUUUAAAAAGCAGGUUAAACUUCAGCAGCCAGUUAAUCAAUUAAUCAUUUUCUUGACACUUUCAAUAUACAUGCAGGAUGCCUGAAUGACACUGUGUACUGGACUAGAAUCUAAAUUCCUCUUUUAAUAAUUGACUGUGCCUGGAGGUUUUCUACUGUUCAAGAAAAAUUUGUUGAACUUGAAAACCUUUUUUUUUUUUAACUCCUCCUAAGCCAUUUCACCAAUUAACUAGAAAAAAGGUCAAAGUUAAAUGUUUUUUUGCUUUAUUUGACCUUUGACACCAAAACAACUGUAUGCAUAGCAUACACAGGAUCCAUGUUUGUAGAAAUGGCUUGUUUGGUAAUGUUCCCCACACAUGUGUUUGGACCCCUGAUGAUGCAUAUAAAUGUACAUGCCUCUCUUCAAGGUCACUGGUAUCUUUCCCAUUCUGAAUAAAUGCUAUGCUUGAUGGUCCUACAGUAAGUUAAGCAAAGCGUUAUUUUAGUGAACGUCCAAUGAGUGUCCAGCCACCCUUCUCUCUGGUUUACCACAGCCAAGGUCAACCAUGCCAGGCUGUGCUGUCCUGCACUUAAUGGUCUUGUCAAUGUGUGACAAAAGCCAUUAAGAUUUAGGGAGAUAGUACAGCUGAAAAUGCUGAGGAUCACACUUUUCAUUACCUUGACCAAAUGGCUUUGCGGGACAGGGACUUAAUACGUGUACUAUGUUUGUGUGUGUGAAACAGUUACUAUGUUUAUGUGUGUGGAACAGUAAUGUUGACUUCCUUUCUGUCAUACUAACAAUGAAACAAUAAAACGAUACAGGAUCUACCAUCACUUCAAAACAUCUGUGAAAUUUUUGUAAAACUUAAAACAAUCAAGGACUUGUUUAGAUAAUUGAAUGCAUUCUAACACUCUCCCUCUUUGCCCCUUUAGCCAGAAGAUUUUGAGGGUGUUCAUUCCCACACUUUCAAGACUAAAACCUUUAAAAAGGCCAAGAGUUGUGCAGUAUGCAAGCAGGCUUUGACGAAGGAGGGCCUGGUCUGCAAAGAUCACAUGAUUCUUAAAGUCCCUCCAUGAGUUUGUGAAUGGUGAAGCCUGGGCCUUCAUGCUGGAACCACUCAAGAGUUGUUACAAGCCAUGUUUUUAAGACUGCCAAUGACUUCAGUAUCAGGGGCAGGCUUCAUUCUCUUUCAGGAUCAACUGAGUGCAAGUUGUCCUGCCAUAAGAAAUGUGAGGUAAAGGUAGCCACAGCCUGUGAAUCUACAGCUACUACAACGACUACAACUACUACAACUAACUACAAUCAGGGAUCCACAAAGUCUCCCAAUAUGGACUCCAAACGAAGGCCAUCCAGGACCCUAAGUCUGAUGCAAAAAAUGGAGGAAAAUAAUGAAGUGGACCUGGUCUACAUCACAGAGCGCAUGAUUGCUCUGUCCUUCCCUGGUGGAACAGAGGAGCAUAAAUACAGUGUGCACCUGAGGGAGGUGACCACCAUGCUCCGUUCUAAACACCAGCAGCACUAUCUACUGCUUAAUCUCAGUGAACGGAGGCAUGACAUCACCAAGCAGAACCCAAGGGUGCUGGAUUUUGGUUGGCCCGAUCAUCAUGCUCCUGCUCUAGACAAAAUUUGCAGUAUCUGUAAAGCCAUGGACACCUGGCUUAAUGCAGACCCUCACAAUGUGGUGGUACUGCACAACAAGGGAAAUUGGGGGAGAACUGGUGUUGUGGUGGGUGCCUAUAUGCACUACAGUAACCUAUCUACCAGUGCUGACCAGGCAUUGGACAGGUUUGCCAUGAAGCGUUUUUAUGAAGAUAAAGCCAUGCCCAUGGGCCAGCCUUCCCAGAGGAGGUAUGUGCAUUACUUCGCUGGUCUCCUUUCUGGCCACAUAAAAAUCAACAACAAGCCCCUGUUCCUUCACCAUGUCAUCAUGCAUGGCAUCCCUAAUUUUGAGUCUAAAGGAGGUUGCCGACCCUUCCUCAAAAUCUAUCAAGCAAUGCAGCCUGUGUACACAUCUGGAAUUUAUAACGUUCAAGGCGACAGCCAUACGAGCAUCUGUAUCACCAUUGAGCCUGGCCUGCUAUUAAAAGGAGAUAUACUGUUGAAAUGUUAUCACAAGCGUUAUCAAAACCCCAGCAGGGAUGUGAUCUUCAGAGUGCAGUUCCACACAUGUGCAUUACACAAUUUAGCUCUGGUCUUCACCAAAAAUGACCUUGAUGAGACAUUUAAAGCAGAUGAGAGAUUUCCUGAAUAUGGAAAGGUGGAGUUUGUCUUUUCUUUUGGUCCAGAGAAAAUCAAAGGGUUGGAUCAUCUACAGAACGGACCUAGUGUCUCUGUUGACUACAACACCCAGGAUCCCCUGAUCCGCUGGGACUCUUAUGAAAACUUCAACAGGAGAUGUGAAGGCAUUAAAGAUGAUGUUGCUCAUUCCCAAGGUCCAGUAGAUGGCAGCCUUUACAUCCAGGUUCAGAAGAAAGACUCUCUUGAGGGAAUUGUGUCAGCCAAUGGUGCUUAUUCAACUGACUGUGCUCCUCCUGUAGUUGAACACGCACUUCCUCUUCCGGUUGCCAACCAUCCACUACCAGCUGCAGACCACGCCCUUUCUGUCAGCAGUGACUCCGGAAACUCUACUGCUUCUGUUAAGACAGACCGCACAGAUGAUGCUCAACAGUCUUUGUCAUCCUCAGGGCCUGUGAGCCAAGCUCCCCCUGAGACUGCAGUUAGCCCUUGUGAGAACCGAGAGUUGGAACAGCUUCUGAGUGGGUCAGAGGGACCACCACUUCUCCCUCAUCAGAAUUUCCUCUCUUUUGCCAACACAAGCCCAGGGGUUGGAGUGCGGCACCUUGUGCCUGCACAGGUCCACGUUAACGGACAAGCUAGUGCUGAGCGUGAAACUGACAUCAUUGACGACGAGCUGCCAGAAAGCCAGGUAGGAGAUAACAGUGCAGGCAGUCUUGGCACACUCUCCUCCUUUGAGGGUCAAGAUACACCAGCUGACAGCAAACCAGUCACUGAGUCCACUGUAGUGGAAGUAGACGGACAACGUGGGAAUUUCCUAGAGCGGAGGCCUAAAAAGGAGAUGCCUGUGCACCAGCUUCGAGGGUCAUCAUCAGCACAUGGACUGAUAGAGUACAGUGGGCAGAACGAAGGAAUGUAUCGCUCACAGUCAUAUGGUGGUCUGAUGCUGGAUGGAGGACCUCGGUACUUGCCACAAGCUCCUGAACGUAACACCAGCAGCCGAGAGGCAGUGCAGCGAGGGCUCAGUGCUUGGCAUCAGUAUGGUCUUGUGGAUGACCCCUUCUUUGGCUCGAAUGGUGCCCUGCCACGCUUCCCUACUCGUGGAGGUGGUUCACAGCAGGAUGUUGAACAGUCUAUAGAUGCCCUAAACAUGCUCAUGCUUGACUUGGAGCCUUCACAUACACCAUUUCCCAAAUCUCAGAGUGCUCCCCCAGGAGAGAACAUCUCAGCUUUCCAUCCACCAUUUGCCCAGACACUAGCCAGACCUUCUUACCAGGCUGACCAGGCCAUCUAUAGUGUCACUGGUGGCCCACCUCUCUCUUCCUCUGCCAGUUUUGGCCAGUCCUCACAAAGAUCAUCACCUGCUUACCCCAUGACUCCACUAUCUGAGCACUAUCAGAGGGGUUACCAGUCCCCUCAGGCCCUUUCACCUAUGUAUCAGCAAGAUCCCUACAGUAUCCGUGGAGGUUCAGUUACAACACCAUCCCCAACUUUACCCCUCCCAUCUCCAAUCAAGCCCCAGUAUGUGUACCCAGGAAGCAACGAGGUGUCUUACUCUUCAGACCUUCAGGGCACUAUCCCAGGUCCUCAGAAAAGCUACAGCACAUCGUCAUCCCCACUGCCCCCUGUUACCAUUGCAAAAGAACCUGAGUCAAAGUCUGAGGACGAGAUGCUAAACCUUGAGGGACUUGUGGCCCAACGUGUAGCAGAGUACAACGCCCGCAUCCGGGGCAUCUCCAAUAGCAUGUCCUUCCGGUCUGAACAUCAUCGUUCCUAUUCCUUCUCUGGAUCACAUUCACGUACAGUAACCCCAGAUGAAGCCAUGCCAACUAUGCGCAGACGAACCACAAGUGAAAGCCAGUACCUCAGCAGCCAAAAUGACAGUGCAGCCCACAGAGUGUGCUCUCCAUUGAAACCUGUAUCUCCAGACUUUGCCAACACAAUUGCAAUGAACCCAGGUGGACAACCUAAGGAGAAAACAGUGCAUAGCUACAGGGAGGCCUUUGAGGAGAUGGAAUCAGCUCCUUUUAGUCCUACCCGCAGUAGUGGUGGCCAUUCUGGUCAGGCCGUUCUUUCAGCCAUGGGAAUGAAGGCACAAAACCCUACAGAAGCUCUAGUACAACAAAGCAGUUCAGAUUCUGAUUCUAGUGAUGAUAUGGAAGAACAACAUGGUUUUGUGGCAACAGGAGUCAGAGGAGGGGGAUUGAUUUCUCCUUUGCAGCAUCAAUCUUCUCCUGCUUUUGAAAGACCAGUUCCUCCUGCCCAUACUUUCAACCCACCUCAACCAGUCAUCAAUGCUAGUUCUGAUAGUUUUGGAAGGCAGCCUGCCUUUGCAUCAUUUCCAUCUGAGCCUGUCCGGGCUCCUCUCUUCCCAGACACCUUUACUUACCUUAACCCUGAUGAGGCCACUGUUAACAUCGUGGGUGUCCAUCACGUUCCAGGAAGCCCGAACACACUCCACCGUACAGUUGCCACCAAUACACCUCCAAGCCCUGCCCUUCAACGUAGGCUUGGUGGUCCAAGUAGCCCUGCUUUGGGACGACGUCUACCAACAGCCAAUGGCGGCAGUGAACCAACCACUCCCAACAGCCCUCUUUUGGGUCGCAGUGGCAAGUUCAUUCCGCCAAGCCCUGUGUUAGACCGCCACCACUCACCUGCCCCAGUUGCCUCUAGUCCAGAUCACAAAGCCCCACCUAGGGUUCAAGCCACCCCAGAUAAGAGACAUGGAGCAGAGUCCAGGCAAAGCACCACUUCUACCCCUUCAUUUCCCCUAGAGCAAUCCUGUAGCCCCUCAUUGUUCUUGCCCCUGGACGUAACAGCAGGAUCCAUUGCAGAGAAUUCUAAAAGUGUUCCAACAGAGAGCAUAGAAAUUAGAAAAUCUCCCACUCCUACACAAGGACCUGCGAUCGCCUCAAUAUAUGCAGAUGGACCCCCAGAUAUAAGAAUCAAUAUCAAAUUUGUUCAAGAUACAUCCAAAUUUUGGUACAAACCAGAAAUCUCCAGGGAACAAGCCAUUUGUAUUCUUAAAGAUCGUGAACCAGGAGCAUUUGUCAUUCGAGACAGUAACUCUUUCAGAGGAGCAUAUGGCUUGGCCAUGAAAGUAGCCUCUCCCCCUCCAACGGUGCAGCAGAACAAGAAAGUUGGAGACAUCACAAAUGAGUUGGUACGACACUUCUUGAUUGAAACCAGUGCCAAGGGCGUGAGACUUAAGGGUUGCCCAAACGAGCCCUACUUUGGGUGUCUGUCGGCUCUCGUAUAUCAACACGCCAUCACACCUCUGGCUCUUCCAUGCAAGCUUAUGAUCCCUACAAGAGAUCCAAAUGAAGAGGCCUUGGAGCUAGCCACACCAACAAGUUCAACCAUGGAUUUAUUAAAGCAGGGAGCAGGACCUCCUAAACCUACUGAAGAUUUGUAUGCAUGUAAUGUUUUGUACAUAAACUCCGUGGAUAUGGAAUCUCUGACUGGUCCUCAGGCUGUGGCCAAAGCCAUCACUGAAACGCUUGCUGCCAGAUCCUCUCCUACAGCAACCACUGUCCACUUCAAAGUGUCCACACAGGGCAUCACACUCACUGACAAUCAGAGGAAGAUUUUUUUCCGUCGUCAUUACCCAAUCAACAUGAUCACUUACUGCAAUUUGGACCCACAAGACAGAAAGUGGAAUAAAGCAGAGGGUGGUGUAGUAAAAUUUUUUGGGUUUGUGGCUCGAAAACAAGGAAGCACGACUGACAAUGUGACUCAUCUGUUUGCUGAGCUGGAACCAGACCAGCCUGCUUCUACCAUUGUCCAUUUUGUCUCCAAAGUCAUGCUGAACAUCCAGAAACCUUGAGUGAUCAUCUAGCAACCAUCUUGGUUUCUCCAUGAAUCUGAAUUUUCUCACCAAAGAGGAUUUGAUUAUACUUAUCUCAUUUUCCCAGAGUGGAUUAUUCUUUUUACAUACAUUAUUACUUUCUUUUUGUUGAAUAACUCUGGUGGUUGGGCUCUUACUCUUUCUUCUUUGUGAAGAUUUGAAAAUGAUGCUGGUUUUUUGAGUGAAGAUCGUGCUGAAAAAAUCAGAUUAAGAAUAUGUCAGGGUUAAAGUACUGUAGUAAGUGUAAAUGACAGGGAUAAAGGUCAUCCCUUUGGCCUUCUUUAUCAGGAGGCAGGACUUUACAAUAAAAAAUGCAAAUAAUAUUUAGAGAAAAUGCCAAUAUUGUGAUUGAAUAACCAAAGGUAGAGUUCAUAAAAAUAAUGUCUGACAAUUAUUUUAUUUUUAUUUUGUAAAAAAGAAAAAAGAUAAGAUCACACAAGUCAAAAACUCCAAAUUCUUCUUUCUGUGUCCUCCUGUGAAAAGUAUGAAGAAGCCAUUUUGCAUGUUUGCUUGCAAGAAUCACAAGAGUAAGUCAUUUUCUCUGAAUUCAGAGAACAUUAGUUUGCUCUGCUGUUAAUCAGAAAAGCAUUUUGCAGAACUUAGCUUUUCACUUUAAAUAACAGAUCAAAUCUGUUGAAAUAAAUGAAAAAAAAAAAAAAAAUGUGGUCCAAAAAAUGGCAGAAAAUCACCUUGCCAAAUUGAUCACCACGUAAAGACUUGCUACACUUGCCUGCGGACAUGGAAAUAGCAACCACACUGCAGUCACUGGAAACUUUAUGCUGAGAUUCUAUAUCCAUAUGGAUAGUAAAGAACACUGGCUCUACCCACAAAUGUCCUGGCUGUGGUAGUAGAUGUUUAGCUUUUUCUGAACUGUGCUCAACAUCCCAUUCACAGCUUUGCCCCAGUCAGUGACAAUUAUAAGACAUUUUGUUGCAUACUGUUUGAGUGCAUGGGUAGAUCCAUUUUGUACUUGUCUUUAAAAUGUAUUAUGACAAACCAUGACAUUUAAUGAAUAUUUAUUUUUGUUGCAGUAUUACUCAUGGGUAACUAAUAUUUAAAAAUAGUGUAUAGUCUACAGAAAAAGAAAAAAAAAAACGACUUAAAAGUUAAAAAGAAAUUAUUUUAGCUAAAAUAUCAAAAUCAGGUUUUGAGAAGCUCUUGAUGUAAAAUGUAUGUUAUAGUUUUUGUCUUUAUUUGAAUGUGUGUUCACUGUGUCACUGUGUUAGGUGAUUUAGAAUGAAAAGGCAUGAAUGUGGAAGAAACUGAAAAAAAAAAAAAUAUUUUAGAUUAAAAAAAACACCAGUUAAUAUAUGUAUAGAAAUUUUCCAUGAGUGCUGCCAUUAUGUGUGUGAUUAAAAUAGCUCCUGGAUUGA